This is a messenger RNA of Clonostachys solani, 2766 nucleotides long. The record is from the annotation of a GenBank genome assembly. Lineage: Eukaryota; Fungi; Ascomycota; Sordariomycetes; Hypocreales; Bionectriaceae.
AUGAGCGGCCGAAUGCUUUCCGCUGGGCUCCGGCCUGUUUCACGACGCUCAACAGCUACAAUCACCCGAAAUCUUCAUCGAUUCCCGGCCGGCGGGUUAUUACGGGCUGAUGCCGCGAUACGGGCAACGAGAAGACGCAUGUGGUUUGGGGGGAAUGCAUUCCACAAUGCAGUGACCGUCCGAAAUAUAUCAUUCGCUCGCUUCCUGCCAAAGCUAGUGGUCAAGCUGGUCAGGAUACCAGCUAUGUUUGGCGGUAUAGGGCUUGCUGGCUUUGCAUGGGUUCAAUAUCAGACCAACCGGGCUGGCACUUAUGCGGUCGAGCUUUUCAACACAACAAAGGAUACAAUAACGGGCACGGCGACGGGCCUAUUUGACGGGGCCAAAGAUAUUGCUGAACAGACUCGACAAGGAUGGGAAGCCACCAAGGAGCAAAUCGAAGUACCCGACUGGGUCCAGAAAAUACUACGAAUACACGAGAACAUCGGCACCGGGGGCAACGGAUCCGGGCCUGGGGGCGAGGAACCAAAACAGAGCAGGACAUCCGCUGCUGUUGCUGCCGGUGCAACUGCUGCUGCAUAUGGAUACGAAAAGUCUGAUGAAGAGGAUCCACGGGAGACAGCUGAGGCAGCUAAGGAUGACCAAAUGAUGAUUCUGACGAAGAAGAUGAUCGAAAUUCGGAGUAUCCUUCAAAAAGUCGGUCAAUCAAGCACGCUCACACUUCCAUCGAUCGUGGUCAUCGGAUCUCAGUCGUCGGGUAAAAGUUCCGUAUUGGAAGCCAUUGUUGGUCAUGAAUUCCUUCCCAAGGGUUCAAACAUGGUAACCAGAAGACCAAUCGAGCUUACUCUAGUCAACACUCCCAAAGGCCAGGAGGAAUAUGGCGAGUUUCCCGACCUUGGACUGCGACGGAUCACAGAUUUUUCGUCCAUCCAACGCACCCUGACUGAGCUGAAUCUUGCUGUCCCUGACAGUGAAUGUGUCUCUCACGAACCCAUUCACCUCACAGUGUAUUCGCCCAAUGUUCCAGACUUAUCGCUCAUCGACCUCCCUGGGUAUAUUCAAGUGGUCGGCGCGAACCAGCCUCUUGAACUCAAACAAAAGAUUGCAGAGCUGUGUGACAAGUACAUUCAACCUCCCAAUGUCAUCCUGGCCAUAUCAGCAGCCGAUGUGGACCUGGCCAACUCAACCGCGUUGCGAGCUUCUAGAAGAGUAGACCCGCGGGGAGAGCGAACCAUUGGUGUCAUUACAAAAAUGGACCUCGUUGAUCCCAUCCGAGGCGCAGCAAUUUUGAAUGAUAAACAAUAUGGUCUUCGGCUCGGGUAUGUUGGUGUUGUCGCCAAGGCACCAUCAACACCUGGGCUUUUCAAGAUUGGCCACACCAACUUAAUGUCCACCAUCACCAAGCAAGAGAAUGCAUACUUUUCCUCGCAUCCUCUUGAGUUUGGCCCUGAGGCAGGAGUCAACGUGGGUACCACCACACUUCGGAAAAAACUGAUGAAUGUUCUUGAACAAACCAUGUCGUCCAGCCUUCAGGGCACCAGCGAUGCCAUCAAGCAGGAGCUGGAGGAGGCAACAUAUGAGUUCAAGGUGCAAUACAACGACAGGCCUCUAUCUGCGGAGUCUUACCUAGCAGAGAGCCUCGAUGCCUUUAAGCACUCAUUCAAGCAGUUCACGGAAGAAUUUGGCCGUCCCCAAAUGCACGAGCUGCUCAAAAAUGAACUCGACCAGAAGGUUCUCGAUCUCCUUGCAGCUAGAUAUUGGAACAAGCCGAUCGAAGACCUAUCACCCGCUAAGCCCGACGUUGAUAGCAUUUACGACUUGCCCAAGGCUGAUCCCGAUUCCCUUUACUGGCACAGACAGCUGGAUGCCUCUACAUCGGCACUUACCAAGUUGGGAGUAGGCAGACUGGCCACAACUGUUGUUGCCUCUUCAAUCCAGGCACACAUUGAUAGAAUCAUCGGACAGUCCACCUUUGCUAAUCAUCCGUUUGCCCGCGAUGCGAUUAUGGAGGCCACCUCUACGAUUCUCAACGAGAGGUAUUAUAGCACUAGUGAUCAGGUCGAGAACUGUAUCAAACCCUACAAAUUUGAAAUCGACGUUGAUGAGCGCGAGUGGGGACUGGGUCGUGAACAAGUCGGCAAUGUUCUUAAGAAGGAGCUCAAGGACUGUGAGUCUGCUCUUGGAUCUCUUGAGUCCGCUGUCGGGGGCAGGAGAAAGUUGAAGGAGGUUAUGGGCUUCGUGGACAAGGCGCGCAAGGGAGACGUCAUCGUCGAGGGCGACGGACGAAGCGGCGCCGGGGGGUUCAGUGCCGCUCUUCUCGCUCGAGGACGAGAGGCUGUGUUCCUCCGUGACCGGGCAGACAUCAUCAAGCUGCGCCUGAUGGCCGUCAAGUCCAAGCAAUGCGCCGGCAUCAACAAUAAGUACUACUGCCCCGAGGUAUUCCUGAACGCUGCAGCAUCGAAGCUGGCUUCUACGGCGGUUCUGUUCCUGAACGUGGAGCUCCUCUCCGAGUUCUAUUACAACUUCCCACGCGAGCUGGACCUGCGCCUUGGGCGGCAGCUCGCCCCAAGCGAGGUCGAGAAGUUCGCCCGCGAAGACCCCAGAAUCAGACAUCAUCUUGAGGUCAUCCGCCGGAAGGAACUGCUCGAGCUCGUCCUGGAGAAGAUGGAGAGCUUGAGGCAGCUUGAGGGGCGGGAACGGGAGCGAAGGGGUGGCGCCAAGUCGAAGCGCGACAGCGAGAAGAGGGGCGGACGAUGGGGUCUGUUCUAG